AUGGCUGAUAAAUUGAAAAAAUAUACGUUUCAAAGGAGAAUGGCAAUGAACGAUUUAGAAACGUUAUUGCGUUUAUCCAAUUCUUCUCUUACAGAGGUUCAUAAGCAGUCGCUUUUUCGUGUUCGGUACUCAGAGUUAGACGAUGUUUUGGAGAGUUUUAAUAAAAAUCAUCAAAACAUCGUUACAAAUCUUUUGAACUCUGAACCUACGGAUGCUCAAUUAGAUUCUGAGGACAUUAUUCGUUCCCAAUUUUUAAAUGAUUAUUAUCAGAUCAAGGCUAAUUUCGCGGAUCUCUUUGAAAAUGAUGAUAAUAGUCAAAAAAAUGAGCAAAAUAUCGCCGCUUCGAAUGCAGUACAACCUCCUAGUAAUGUUCGCUUGCCGCAGUUAGAAUUAGUUAAAUUUUCCGGUGAGUUUACGUCAGCAAUUACUUUUUUUGACUUGUUCGAUGCGCUUGUGCACCGUAGACCUAGCGUUGAUGAUACGGAAAAAUUAACGUAUUUGAUUCAAAGUUUAGAAGGGCCUCCUUUAAGGUUAGCUAAAUCCUUGCCUUUAGCUAGAGAAAAUUAUGUUAGGAUUUAUGAUAAAUUAAAAAAUAGGUAUUUAAAUAAACGUUUGCGUGCAAUGGCACAUUGGUGCAAAAUUGAGGAAGCUCCCGCAACUAUAUUUAAGAAUUCUGAUAGUUAUAGUAAUUUAAUUGAUACCUUUUCGGAAAAUUUAUCAGCUUUAGAAAAUUUGGGUUAUAAAAUUUCGGAUUUUGUGUUAGCUUACAAAAUUCUCACCAAGCUUGACGAGGAGACUCACCAACGUUUUGAAUUAUUACAUGGGUCUAGUGAAAUGCCUACGUUUAUUCAAUUAUCUGAUUUCCUAGAAAGUCAAUGCAUUUCGUUUGACUCAUCUUUGUUGUCGCCUUGUUCUCCCAAGGAUUCUAAUAGAAAAAAUUAA
Diabrotica virgifera virgifera (western corn rootworm) is the source of this 942-nucleotide messenger RNA. RefSeq lists its product as uncharacterized. Bases 1 to 942 code for a protein of 313 amino acids. The transcript has a single exon. The record is from RefSeq and is a predicted model, not a curated record. NCBI's taxonomy places the organism in Eukaryota, Metazoa, Arthropoda, Insecta, Coleoptera, Chrysomelidae.